AUGGCGAGUCCCACAGUUCCACGACACUGCCUUCAAGCGGCGUCAAGCCGGAUCAAGUCCGCAGUCCGGAUCGUAGCCUUAGCAUCCGAAAUUGAGCAGAAAGGGAGAGGCAGGUUGUUUGGGAAAGGAGGCCGGAGUUUCGUCUCUUCGGAGCCUGAACAGACCCCCGGCGCUAGGGAAGGCUUCCCCUCGGAUGGCCCCCUCUACACGGGUUUCCUAGAGAAGCCCUUCAGACGAUCCCGACACGCGUGUCGCUCUUCCCUCUCUGGAACCGCCUUGGCUUCGGAGCAAAGGGGUGGCUUUGGUCUGGUUUGGUUCGGUUCCGAUGGCGGGGUGGGUUCGGGGGCCUGGACGGGAGGGAGUUCAGGGGCGGAGAGCCGAGCUCGUCCGGCAGCAGCGCUCCUGGCCGUGGAAGGGCGAUGGAAGCCCUUUCCCCCUCUCUCGCCCCGGGCUCCGAUCCGCCGGACAGGGCUCUCCCCGGAGCCUCCAGAUGGGUCCCAGGCCCUUCUGACUUUCAACCCACCCGGCCUUUCCUUUUUCUGGGUGGGCUCGGUGCUGCCGGCGGAGGCGCUGGUGCUGAAGGGGGCCCUGAAGGCGCCGGCGGGCUCUCUGGCCGAAGUCAUCACCUCCGACAUCCUCCACAGCUUCCUCUACGGCCGAUGGAGGAUCCUUGGGGAGCAGCUCUUCGAGGAGAGGCGCCCGGCGCCAGAGCAGGAGCUGCAGGAACCGGGCCUCGACGGGCGGACAGAGCUGGCAGCCCCGCUGCCGCCGCCGCCGCCGCUGCCCCUGGGCAACCCUAAGACCGCCUUCACCGCCGAGGUCCUCGCCCAGUCCUUCUCCGGAGGGUAACGGGGCCAAAAGGAGGUCCAGAAGCUCUCCCGCCUAGUGCUGCCGUCGGAGGUCAUCAUCGCCCAGAGCUCCAUCCCCGGCGAGGUGGGCAUCUUCUCCAAAACCUGGAUCAAAGCUGGCACUGAGAUGGGACCCUUCACCGGACGCAUCAUCUCCCCCGAACAUGUCGACCUCUGCAAAAACAACAACCUCAUGUGGGAGGUCUUCAAUGAGGAUGGGACUGUCCGCUACUUCAUCGAUGCCAGCCAGGAGGACCACCGGAGCUGGAUGACCUACAUCAAGUGUGCCAGGAACGAACAGGAGCAGAACCUGGAGGUGGUUCAGAUUGGCAACAGCAUCUUCUACAAGGCCAUUGAGAUGAUCCCACCAGAUCAAGAGCUGCUGGUUUGGUAUGGGAACUCCCAUAACACUUUCCUGGGCAUCCCCGGUGUGUUGGGUCUUGAAGAGGAGCAGAAGAAGAACAAGCAUGAGGAUUUCCAUGUGGCCGAGGCAGGCGCUAGUUCCACUGGCCGCAUGCGCUGCGUCAUCUGCCACCGGGGCUUCAACUCCCGCAGCAACCUGCGCUCCCACAUGCGGAUCCACACCCUGGACAAGCCCUUUGUCUGCCGCUUCUGCAACCGCCGCUUCAGCCAGUCCUCAACCCUCCGCAACCACGUCCGCCUCCACACCGGCGAGCGGCCCUACAAGUGCCAGGUCUGCCAAAGUGCCUAUUCCCAGCUGGCUGGCCUCCGGGCGCAUCAGAAGAGUGCCCGGCAUCGGCCCCCCAAUGGCUCCCUGCAGGCACACUCGCCUGCCCUGCCCGUGCCGCAUCCCACCUCUCUGGCCCAUCACAUCCCCACUAUGGUGCUGUGAAAACACAAGUGGCCGCCGGGGCAAUGGAAGCUGCCUGUGCUGAGAACGGUUGGCAUAAGCUUUGGGCAUGAGAUUCCUGGGGGCAUUUGGCUGCCAUUGAAAGCAGAACACUGGGCUAGAUGAACCUUUGGUCCAACCCGUCAGGACUGUAUUUAUGGGAUGGAAAGAGAAGCAGCAUAGGAGCUGUUUUGGUUUAGGCUGAGAAGUGAGUUGUUCAACUGUGGCUUCACUUU
This is a messenger RNA of Sceloporus undulatus (fence lizard), 1934 nucleotides long. RefSeq names its product PR/SET domain 12 (gene PRDM12). Gene Ontology annotation, cellular component: nucleus. The record is from RefSeq and is a predicted model, not a curated record. Gene Ontology annotation, molecular function: histone methyltransferase binding. Gene Ontology annotation, biological process: neurogenesis. NCBI's taxonomy places the organism in Eukaryota, Metazoa, Chordata, Lepidosauria, Squamata, Phrynosomatidae.